Molecule: messenger RNA, 679 nt
Organism: Stegastes partitus (bicolor damselfish)
Lineage: Eukaryota; Metazoa; Chordata; Actinopteri; Pomacentridae
Product: protein S100-A13
Exons: 3
Coding region: 138-413 (91 amino acids)
Cellular component (GO): perinuclear region of cytoplasm
Molecular function (GO): calcium-dependent protein binding; calcium ion binding
Source: RefSeq, a predicted model, not a curated record
UUGGCUGGACCGAGAAGUUAAAUCACGGAAAAGAUAUGUGUUGCUGCUUAAUCUAGACUGCAGAGGAGGAUCAGUGAGGACGCAGGAGCGCAGCCUCUGGAAUACUUCAGCCUUUUGUUCGUCUUUCUGAAAGAGAUAUGGAGUCAGCCAUUCAGACGCUGGUGACCACGUUUUUGAGUUCUUCCAGGGGGAAGGAGAACCUCGAUGGGAAAAGCUUCCAGAAGAUGGUACAGAAACAGCUCGGCGGCCUCAUGGAGGAUACAAACAGCUCCUCUGCCAUUAAGGAGAUGCAGCAGGGGCUGGACGUGAACAACGACGGAAAGGUCAGCUUCCAGGAAUACCUCUCUCUGAUUGGCUACUUGGCCAACUCCCUCAGCCAGAGCAAGACUGGAAGCAGUGCGGACGCGUCGUAGAUGCUCGAGAAGCCGUAGGAGAUCCACAGAUUAACAGUCCGAUUCUGAGCUUUGGAGCUUCUGUUCUCAUUGCCAAACAGUGCAGCCGUCAUGUAUUCAUUCUGUCCAUAAUCACGUUUACUGAGUUUAUCAACCAGAUGUGUAAUUCUCUGAUCUCAACAUCUGUCCAUAUCCACCUUAUUGAUCUCCACCGAAGUACUCUUUUUUUUUAUACCAAUUACAUAAAAGAUGCUUGUUGUGUUUUCAAAUAAACUCUUUAUAUUAAA